Messenger RNA from Caretta caretta (loggerhead turtle), 2132 nucleotides. The record is from RefSeq and is a predicted model, not a curated record. Lineage: Eukaryota; Metazoa; Chordata; Testudines; Cheloniidae.
GACACAACGACCCCUGAGCCUCCCGGUGACACAACCACCCCUGGGCCUCCCGGCGACACAACGACCCCUGAGCCUCCCGGCAACACAACCACCCCUGGGUCUCCUGGCGACACAACGACCCCUGAGCCUCCCGGCGACACAACGACCCCUGGGCCUCCCGGCGACACAACCACCCCUGGGCCUCCUGGCGACACAACGACCCCUGAGCCUCCCGGCGACACAACGACCCCUGAGCCUCCCGGCGACACAACCACUCCUGGGCCUCCUGGUGACACAAUGACCCCUGAGCCUCCCGGCGACACAACGACCCCUGGGCCUCCCGGUGACACAACCACCCCUGGGCCUCCCGGCGACACAACGACCCCUGAGCCUCCCGGCAACACAACCACCCCUGGGUCUCCUGGCGACACAACGACCCCUGAGCCUCCCGGCGACACAACGACCCCUGGGCCUCCCGGCGACACAACCACCCCUGGGCCUCCUGGCAACACAACGACCCCUGAGCCUCCCGGUGACACAACCACCCCUGGGCCUCCUGGCGACACAACGACCCCUGAGCCUCCCGGCGACACAACGACCCCUGGGCCUCCCGGCGACACAACGACCCCUGGGCCUCCCGGUGACACAACCACCCCUGGGCCUCCUGGCGACACAACGACCCCUGAGCCUCCCGGUGACACAACCACCCCUGGGUCUCCUGGCGACACAACGACCCCUGAGCCUCCCGGUGACACAACGACCCCUGGGCCUCCCGGUGACACAACCACCCCUGGGCCUCCCGGCGACACAACGACCCCUGAGCCUCCCGGCGACACAACGACCCCUGGGCCUCCCGGUGACACAACCACCCCUGGGCCUCCCGGCGACACAACGACCCCUGAGCCUCCCGGCGACACAACCACCCCUGGGUCUCCUGGCGACACAACCACCCUGGCACCCCCCAGCAACACGACCUCCUCCAACCCCCUCAGCACUGCCACAGUGGUUAGCCGUUUCUCUCUCUCGUUCCGCAUUGUGAACAGGAUCUUCAACAGCUCCCUUCGCGACCCCACCACCAGUUACUACCAGGAGUUGGAGAUCAGAGUCCGGAUCAUGUAUGGCAAGAUCUAUGGCUGCCCAACGUGCCCGAAUGGGCAGAACUACCUGGGAUUGACUGAUCUGCGUUUCAGCCAGGGCUCGGUGGUGACAGAGUCCGUCCUGCUGUACCGAGUGAGCGACGACACCAGCAUCAGCGCCGCCGACAUUGAGCAGCAGCUGAGACAAAGGCUGGGCAGGAAUAACAGCUUUGAUGGGCUCCAGCUGGACAGUAUCCGCGCCAGUUUUAUCGGAACAAGUUCGCCCACCUCGGCGCCAGCACCCCUGGUGCCCGGCUGGGGCAUCGCCCUGCUGGUCCUGGUCUGCAUUGGGCUGGUGCUGAGCAUUCUCCUCUUCAUCCUGCUGAUCGUCUGCUCGUACCGCAGGAGGAGCCGUGGGAAGCUGGAUCUGCUCAGCUCACAUACCUCGUACCAGCCCAGGAGCGAGUACCCCACCUACCACACCCACGGGCGCUUCAGCGCCCCCGGCAAGAAGCAGAACCCCUACAGUGACAUCGCCGCCGGCAACGGCACCAACGCCUUCUACGCCAACCCUGCCACGUCACAGAAUCUCUAGGGGGCCACCCCGAGGACCGGCGGGAGCAGAGCUCCCAGCAUCGCCGCGUGCUUCCUGCAGCUGGACUCCAGGGUGCCGGGCAGGGCGACAAGGCAGCCCCGGGCAGGGGUUUGCUGCACAGGGGGUUGGAUUCACAAUUGGGGAGGGGGUGACUGCCCCCCCGACCCUGCAACCCCUGGCCCUGCGAUUGAGCCACAUGGGGCGAGUACUAAUGGGGCAAAUACCUCUCUCGCUCCACAAGGGAGAGCAAAGGGGCUGCCCCAUAUAUCCCCCCCCAAGCCAACCAGCCUGGGCAGUGCAGGGAGUGGGGCAGGGACUCCCCAGGGGUUGCGUUGGCCUGCACCGCUGGCCUGGGGCUCUGUUUUUGUACCUGUGAUCUGUAACCACGCCGUUCUGUGAUGGCCGCCCCGCUGUGACGGAGAAGUGGGGGUCACAAUGUCCUUGGGAAGGUCUGUAUUUAUAGGGGUGCACAAUAAAGGGAU